UAUCGCUUUGGGAUCGCUGCAGCGGCUUUGCAGUCGAGCACGUUCUUGUAAAUUAUAUUAAGAAAAAAAUAUAACAGUGUAUUUGUUUAGUUCAAGGAGUAUUUAGUGUGUGUGAAGUGGCGGUGGCGGAGAGUGAGACUUCGGCGGUGGCGGGAGGCGUCGGCCUCGCCGUGAAUAGCAAGGUAUACCCAAGUCCGGGGGCGGCGCGCGGCGUGUGGGCGCUGCCGCAGCCGCCCCCCUGCACCAUGGCCGCGGAGGAGGCUCUGCCGCCCUGCUCGCCCAUGUCGCCCGACGCGCCCACCGCCCAGCCGCGCAUCACCACCAACAUGACUCACCAUUCUGACUUCCAUCAACUGAUCUUCGAAGCUGUUCGAUCAGGAGAAGUGUCAGAAAUCGAGAGGCUGGUGGAAAAGCUUGGAGUGGAAGUGCUGAGCGCGCGCGACCAGCACGGCUACACUCCGGCGCACUGGGCAGCGCUGGACGGCAGCGUGGCUGUGAUGCGCUAUCUUGUGGAGAGGAACGCGCCUGUCGACCUCUCCUGCUUGGGCACACAGGGACCUCGGCCAAUUCACUGGGCUUGCAGAAAAGGACAUGCCUCUGUUGUACAAGUGCUGCUGCAAUCGGGUGUGGCUGUGAAUGCGGCAGAUUUCAAAGGCUUGACUCCACUCAUGACGGCGUGUAUGUAUGGGAAAACCGCAACCGCUGCAUAUCUUCUCGGCAUGGGCGCAGCUACACGAUUGUCCGAUAUCAACGGCGAUACCGCUCUGCACUGGGCAGCGUACAAGGGGCAUGCAGACUUGGUCCGCUUACUCAUUUACUCUGGCGUCCCAUUACACUGCACGGAUAAUUUUGGUUCAACACCUCUGCAUCUUGCCUGCCUCUCGGGCAAUUUGACAUGCGUUCGAUUGCUCUGUGAAAAGGUUAAAGCAGAGUUGGAGCCUCGCGAUAAGAAUGGGAAGACUCCUCUAAUGCUAGCACAAAGCCAUCGUCACGCAGAAGUGGUGAAACUGCUGCAAAAGGAGAUGAAGCGCAAAUCUCAUUGGAUGCCGCCGCUGUCUGAAUUCUGGGCGCUUCUUUUCGGCGGAGCUGGCGAUUCCAAAGGACCUCUUCUAUUCUUUCUGGUGUCUGUUCUUUUGUGGGGUUAUCCUAUGUAUAUUAUUAGGUGUAUUCCGUUGACAUGGAACACAUUACGUCUCUCGCACUACUGUUUCCUGUACUGGAACGCCAUAAUGUGGAUCAGCUGGGUGAUCGCCAACCGACGAGACCCGGGCUACAUUCCUCAGAACUCGGAAACCUACUACCGAGCUAUAAGGCAGAUACCCUACUACGAUAAGUGGAAGAAGAGGAAUGUUAUACUCUCUCGUCUAUGUCAUACUUGUAGGUGCUUGAGGCCACUCAGAGCCAAACACUGCCGCAUCUGCAAACGCUGCGUGGCCUACUUCGACCACCACUGCCCCUUCAUCUACAACUGCAUCGGCGUGCGCAACCGCAUGUGGUUCUUCCUGUUCGUGAUGAGCGUGGCCAUCAACUGCACGCUCUCCAUCUACUUCGCCUGCUACUGUCUGUUGCUGGAGGGGUUCGGCUUUCUCUAUGUGCUGGGGUUGUUGGAAGCCAUUAUAUUUUGCGGCCUUGGAUGGAUUUUGACUUGCACUUCAAUCCUGCACGCUUGCAUGAAUUUGACCACAAACGAAAUGUUCAACUACAAACGAUACCCAUACUUGCGUGACAAGCGAGGCCGAUACCAGAACCCCUUCUCGAGAGGCCCCAUCAUGAAUCUGAUCGAGUUCUUCGUGUGCCUCCCCGACAAAUGUGAUGACCAGGAUAUAUUUUAUGAGGAAAACAUAUGAUGCGAGUCUGUAUGACAAAGAGAAAGCGUGACCAAAAGACAUGACAUCGUCGUUUGGUCGGCUCCGUUGCAAUCCAAAAGUGGUAAAGUUGAACUUGAACUGUCCUACAACGCCGACACCAACGAUUAGUUCACGAAUAAUCUUGGAGUGUCUAUUAGUUCAGAUCGGACUACUUGUUUCGCAAUCACUCAGAUUGCGAAACAAGUAGUCCGAUCUGAAGUUGCAAUAUGACAGUCUGCACAGGUCAUAGGCUAAGGA
Molecule: messenger RNA, 2105 nt
Organism: Maniola jurtina (meadow brown)
Lineage: Eukaryota; Metazoa; Arthropoda; Insecta; Lepidoptera; Nymphalidae
Gene: Patsas
Product: probable protein S-acyltransferase 23
Exons: 9
Coding region: 246-1847 (533 amino acids)
Biological process (GO): protein palmitoylation
Cellular component (GO): Golgi membrane
Molecular function (GO): protein binding; palmitoyltransferase activity
Source: RefSeq, a predicted model, not a curated record